This is a messenger RNA of Cadophora gregata, 1716 nucleotides long. It is a transcript of the gene TRM61, whose product is annotated as tRNA (adenine-N(1)-)-methyltransferase catalytic subunit trm61. Gene Ontology annotation, biological process: tRNA methylation. The coding region runs from base 1 to 1716 and encodes 571 amino acids. Gene Ontology annotation, cellular component: tRNA (m1A) methyltransferase complex; nucleus. Lineage: Eukaryota; Fungi; Ascomycota; Leotiomycetes; Helotiales; Ploettnerulaceae. The record is from RefSeq and is a predicted model, not a curated record. The transcript has a single exon.
AUGACAUGGAGCAAGAGCUCACCGCCCAGUUCUGCCACCAAGAAUUUAUGUGGGCGGAUAUCAAUUCGAUAUCAUUUUCUCCCGUUGUUGAACGUCGACACGUCCUUAAACACAGCCAUGACUUCGAAAUGCUCCCCAUUCCUCUACCCAGGAACAGUAGCGACAGCAGAUAGUCUGGCAAUUGUCCAUCUAAAGAGAGAUCUACAAAUCCCCACAGUUCUCAAGGAACACGACGAAGACGACGAGGGGUAUUCGGAGGGGAAGGUGGUCAACACUCGAUUCGGAUCAUUUCCACACACAACAUUGAUUGGCUUACCAUGGGGAAGUCAAGUCAGAGCUUCGAAAGUUGAUACGGGAUCGCGAGGGCGCCGACCAAAAGCCGAAGAGAAGAAGCGGAAAAGAGAGGAAUCUGCAGAAGGCGCAAACAAGACGCCAAAAUUGGAGGAAGAUGCAUGUACGCCGGCUACACCGAGGGAAGAGACAGAGGCCAUUGCUGCAUCAAGUGGUUUCAUACAUCUAUUACCUCCCACUCCCGAGAAUUGGACGAGCUCCCUUCCCCACCGGACGCAAGUUGUCUACACACCCGAUUACAGCUACAUCCUCCACCGAAUACGAGCAAGACCUGGAACAAGUUUGAUCGAGGCAGGAGCCGGCAGUGGAUCAUUCACACAUGCAUCUUCAAGAGCAGUCUUCAAUGGCUCGAAAACCGCAAAAUCGGGGAAGGUCUGGAGUUUUGAGUUUCAUGCUCAGAGACAUGAGAAACUACAAGAAGAGAUCAUAGCACAUGGACUGGAGAACACCGUUCAGAUCACACACCGAGAUGUCUGUGAAAGUGGGUUCUUGGUUGAUGGGCAGAGUCCAAAAGCCGAGGCUGUAUUUCUGGAUCUUCCUGCCCCAUGGCUUGCCUUACCACACCUAGCAAGAUCUAAGCCAGCAUCAAGUCUAGGAGAUACACCGUUCAUAUCACCGCUCAGUGACACAGCACCUGUCCAUAUCUGCACCUUCUCGCCUUGUAUCGAGCAAGUCCAGCGCACGGUAUCUGUUAUGCGACAAUUAGGCUGGGUAGACAUCGAGAUGGUCGAGAUGGCACAGCGACGAUUCGAAAUCCGAAGAGAGCGAAUCGGAAUGGAGAAUGGCGCUCAACGUGGUCUCCAACUCACUCCCGCUUCAGUCGAUGAAGCCGUCGCGCGUCUCAAAGAAGUAGAAGGUACAUUCAAAUCCUUCCACGAGAACGGCGACAAGGUCGAGACCUCAAAGAAAGUGCAUGUCAAUCCUAACAGCCGAGAAAAGCUUCUUGAGAACCUUAUCGAGAAGAAGAUGUACCAGGACGGAAACUUGAUCCACAGAACUGAGCCAGAUGUCAAAACUCAUACAAGCUAUCUCGUUUUUGCGAUCCUGCCGAGAGAGUGGUCGGAGGAGGAUGAGAAGCAAGCUAGGGAGAAGUGGCCGAUUCUGCUACGCAAGGAGGAAGAAGGGAGCAAGUAUAUUGGUAUGGGCAGGAAGCAGAUGAAGAAGGCUGAGAAACAAGCAUUGAAAGAUGCAGCCCAGGCGAGUGCAAAGGCAAAGGCUCAACAACAGAGUGAGAGCGCAACGAAUGGAGCGAAUGGCGAUGCGAAGGAUACCGAGAUGAAAGAUGUUGAGAGCAAGGAGGAGCCAGAGGAGACGUUUCUUGACGGUACAUCAACGAAAGGUAGAAUAAGAUUUCGCGGGAUGUGA